AAUUUAUUAUGUGAUCAACUGUCAGUUUUGUUUUUUAUUUAUUAUGUUUUUCUUGCUAGUGGAUUUUUUUUGACAUCUAUUGUAAAUACUAAACAAGCCCAGAGCGUCUAAAUAAGUCCAAUUAGGAGGAGGUUGAUGCCAAACUGUUGUUGCAUCGCCGAUCCCAAAUGCUAGAAAAACACCUAGACGAUAUGAUUGCAUCGCUGCUCAGCUGGAAAAUCGAUAGGCGAAUGUCUGUACCUGAAUCAGACCUUGUAAAGAUGUUAAAGCUUGCUCGUGAAGUCCUAAUGUCUGAGCCAAUGCUGUUAAAUGUGGAAGCACCUGUUAAUGUUCUUGGAGAUAUACAUGGCCAGUAUAAUGACCUUCUGCGUUAUUUUGAAACAUCAGGACACCCACCAAACAAGCGAUACUUAAUGCUAGGUGACUAUGUGGAUCGUGGCAAGUAUUCUGUUGAGACUCUAACUCUUCUGUUAGCAUACAAAGUCCGCUACCCAGCGAGCAUUCAUCUUCUUCGUGGAAAUCAUGAGUCGGCUGCCAUAAAUCGCUUUUAUGGCUUCUAUGACGAAUGCAAAAGGCGAUUUACUAUCCGGCUUUGGAGGAUGUUUGUUGACUGUUACGACUGCCUUCCAGUUGCAGCUAUUAUUAAUUCAAAAAUAUUUUGUUGUCACGGUGGUCUGAGCCCAUCCUUACACGACAUGAAUGACAUUAUUCAUUUGCAACGACCUGCAGAAGUCGACCGGAAUGGACUUCUAUGCGAUCUUUUAUGGUCAGACCCGGAUCCCACCGCCAUCGGCUGGGGAAAGAAUACUCGUGGUGUCAGUUUUACGUUUGGUGUAGACAUUGUGGAGGCUUUUCUUACACGUUUUAGCUUUGAUUUGAUUUGUCGGGCUCACCAGGUUGUAGAGGAUGGCUAUGAGUUCUUUGCAAAACGACAGCUUAUCACAAUCUUUUCGGCCGUUAAUUAUUGUGGUGAGUUCGAUAAUGCAGGAGCAAUGAUGUGCGUGGAUGCUGAACUAAAUAUUACCCUGGUAGUUAUGAAGCCAAAAAAACGUGUGGGAAUAACUACAAAGCCUGUUGUUGAAAAGAUGCCUGAACACUUGUAAUUCUAAUAAGUAUUAAUAAUACUUAAUUUUAUUUGUGUCUAAAUACAUCCAAGAUUUUCACAAAGAGUAAAA
This is a messenger RNA of Drosophila ananassae, 1175 nucleotides long. RefSeq names its product serine/threonine-protein phosphatase PP1 (gene Pp1-Y1). The record is from RefSeq and is a predicted model, not a curated record. The transcript has a single exon. Gene Ontology annotation, molecular function: protein serine/threonine phosphatase activity. NCBI's taxonomy places the organism in Eukaryota, Metazoa, Arthropoda, Insecta, Diptera, Drosophilidae. The coding region runs from base 168 to 1103 and encodes 311 amino acids. Gene Ontology annotation, cellular component: nucleus; cytoplasm.